AUGCAUGCGACAGGACGCCCUGACUUCAUUUGGACCCCGAAUGGAAUACGAGCCGCCCGACCUGAACUCUCUAUUCGCGUACCCCAGAUUCCGGCCCGGGCUGCCGCUGCAAUUCGAGGUUUCUCCAGUCCUUUUAGCAAUGAGGGUAGCAGGGCACGUCGAAGUGUCCCUUUGAAUGCCGUGCCUGAGCCACAAAAGGUCAGAAGCAGUUACGAAAGCCUGGACUCUGAAUCAGAUGAUGGCCCUAUGCCCUCUGCCAGAGGAAGGACUCUGAGCCCAAGGUCGCCCGACACUCCAGUCGGUGCUCUUGACAGUCGCGUGCUUGCGCAAGGGACCCCAGCCGGGCUCGCCCAUGGACUCACAUUCGGCACAACGAACGAUAGCCUUUACGCCAACAUAUCUCGGCUUCCAUUCCCUCUGGUCAGUCUGCCCGAUGCGGCUAGAAUUCAACGUUAUCGAAUCGAUCGAGGCGAGGAAGACCACACAGAUCUCCCGGGCUCCUUUGCGGCCAGGGCCAGGUCAACUAGGUCUGGCACCUUCAGUUCGAUGUCGUCUCGUACGAGUCCCUUGACCCCACUCUCACCAUUCGGUGAUCUGCGUGAGAGCGUUACGACGUCAACGCCGGCCCGUCCACCAACUGCGCAUCAAGACCCAUUUUCGCGCAGAAAGGACACUCCAAGCUUCGAUACUACUCAAAGCAGACUUCACUCAUCGGCCCUCCUAGGAGGCUCUCCUGCUACACCGGUGCCACGCCGACCUUCUGGAGGACCUUGGUACAAUGUGGGGCUGCGCGACAGUCCCUCGAUCUUGGGUGUCGACCUUCGGCGCCUUCGUGGUUUUUCGCUUCGAACUCGGCAGAGACGUACCGGGGCUGUUGGACAGAGUUUUGAGAUGUUUAGUCGAUCGGAAACUGAGCUAAUCCGCUCGGCGAGAGAGGACAUGCUCCUGCAUAGGUCAAUGCGAGGCCGGGAGAAUGACCCUGAAAAGGCCAUCUUCCUAGUGGUCAUGGUGCUGACCCUGAUCCUGCCUCCAAUCGGACUCAUCGCACUGCUGGGCCACUUUGAUUCGGCUAUUUCGUGGUAUACCCACGGCGAAGCGCACUGCUUCACCAAAGAGCAACGUUCUAUUUUGAAACAGCAACUGAUGGUUGAGGGAGCGCUCUAUGUCGGUCUAGUCAUUGCUCUGGCCGUCUACUUCAAGCGACACAACUGA
This is a messenger RNA of Purpureocillium takamizusanense, 1212 nucleotides long. RefSeq lists its product as uncharacterized. The record is from RefSeq and is a predicted model, not a curated record. The transcript has 2 exons. Lineage: Eukaryota; Fungi; Ascomycota; Sordariomycetes; Hypocreales; Ophiocordycipitaceae. Bases 1 to 1212 code for a protein of 403 amino acids.